UUUGCCUUCACAGAGGUGAUGUCUGGGCGACUGCCCGUCGGGGGAGGCACUCAGCGAUUGCCUAAGUUGGUAGGCAUUGAGGAGUCUAUGAAGAUGUUGCUGGCAGGGGGUGCUGUGCGUGCGUCCAAGGGCAAGAAGAUUCAUCUGGUGGAUAGACUUGUACAGCCCGUCGGACUUGGUAUGUUAGAUACUACUAUAUAA
Molecule: messenger RNA, 201 nt
Organism: Sphaeroforma arctica JP610
Lineage: Eukaryota; Ichthyosporea; Ichthyophonida
Exons: 1
Biological process (GO): fatty acid beta-oxidation
Cellular component (GO): mitochondrial fatty acid beta-oxidation multienzyme complex
Molecular function (GO): enoyl-CoA hydratase activity; long-chain (3S)-3-hydroxyacyl-CoA dehydrogenase (NAD+) activity
Source: RefSeq, a predicted model, not a curated record